UUUCUGUGUUAUGGGAAGUAUAUAUGUUGCCUUCUUCAAUGCAUUAACUGAGCAUUCCAAUACUGUCUCCUCUCUCUUUAACUUAAACUAUUAGUGUAUUAUUUUCCAAUUGACUCGACUCUCGGCGGAGGAGCUUAAUCGCCGGCGAAUCGGUUACACUGUUCAUUACCUUUCCCUUUUUUUUUCUCUCUUUCUCUUUCGUCAGCUUGAAGUUUUCAAAGAGGAAACAGUCUUCAGGACCUUUUUCUUUUUGCCGUUGAAGAUCUUUGACUCAAAGAAGCUGCUCCCUGUUUACUCACUCAAGCCUUUCUUCACUCCGAUUCUCCCUGAUUCAGCGUCGGAAUCGAUCGCAACAACCAAUGUCGGCGCCGGAGAACUUCGAUCGGAUCCUCUAAUUCCGGUAACAUCAAGGCAACAGAAUGUCUCAUUCAUGGGACGGACUCGGGGAGAUCGCAUCAGUAGCGCAGCUCACAGGCCUCGACGCCGUCAAGCUCAUCGGCCUCAUCGUCAAAGCCGCCAACACCGCGUGGAUGCACAAGAAGAACUGCCGCCAGUUCGCUCAGCACCUCAAGCUCAUCGGCAACUUGCUCGAGCAGCUCAAGCUCUCCGAGAUGAAGAAGUAUCCGGAGACUCGCGAGCCUCUCGAAGGCCUCGAGGAUGCUCUGAGGAGGUCUUACGUUCUGGUUAACAGCUGUCGCGACAGGAGCUAUCUCUACUUGUUGGCUAUGGGGUGGAACAUUGUGUAUCAGUUCCGGAAAGCUCAGGAUGAGAUUGAUCGGUUUCUUAAGAUCAUUCCUCUCAUCACUUUGGUUGAUAACGCUCGCGUUAGGGAGAGGUUAGAGUAUAUUGACCGUGAUCAGUUCGAGUAUACUUUUGCUGAAGAGGAUAGACAUGUGCAAGAUGUUAUUCUGAAACAAGAAUCCACCAGAGAAGCAGCUUCUGUCCUGAAGAAGACUCUCUCUUGCUCAUACCCUAACUUGCGGUUCUGUGAUGCUCUCAAAACGGAAAACGAGAAACUGCAGAUCGAGCUUCAGCGUUCGCAGGAGCAUUAUGAUGUUGCUCAGUGUGAAGUUAUUCAGCGUUUAAUUGGUGUUACUCAAACUGUCGGUGAGGUUGAUGGCGGCUCUGAGAAGGAACUGUCCAAGAAAGCUUCGAGAAAAACUGAUCAUACGGUUGAAUAUUCGUAUGAGGAGGAAGAUCAUCCCAAGAAAAGCAGUAGUCGUGCAGCUUCAAGGUCCACUUCUUCUGUUACAUCGAGUCAUGAUAUGCUUUCACGAAGAGAAUCACAGCACCAUGAAGAGUGGCAUACCGACUUACUAGCUUGUUGCUCGGAGCCUUCUCUUUGCUUGAAAACAUUCUUUUUCCCGUGUGGUACUUUGGCGAAGAUUGCCACUGCAGCAACUAACAGGCACAUGUCUUCAGCUGAAGCAUGUAAUGAGCUAAUGGCGUAUUCUUUGAUACUUUCGUGUUGCUGCUACACUUGCUGCGUUAGGAGGAAACUCCGGAAAACACUCAACAUAACGGGAGGGUACAUUGACGAUUUUCUAUCUCAUUUGAUGUGUUGUUGCUGUGCUCUUGUCCAAGAACUGCGAGAAGUUGAGAUUCGUGGGGCUUAUGGUACGGAGAAGACGAAAGUAAGUCCGCCUCCUUCGCAGUUCAUGGAACAUUGAAUUCAUAUUCAAUCAUAUACGACGUUUCUUAUCUCUCUCUCUGAAUAUGACACACGAGAUUCUUCUUUCGUACUAGAUCGUUGUUGUGUGUAAAUUAUUGGUUUGGCAUCGAAGUUUUCAGUAUUUGUGUUGUGUGUAUUGUAUCAUAGACUACAGACUAACUAACUAGCUUCUCUUGCUUGAUUCACCUUGUACACGUCUACAUAUUAUGCUUUUGGGUCAUGAUAGUAAUAUCAGCUGUGGAAAACAUGUUGCAUA
Molecule: messenger RNA, 1928 nt
Organism: Brassica napus (rape)
Lineage: Eukaryota; Viridiplantae; Streptophyta; Magnoliopsida; Brassicales; Brassicaceae
Product: protein MID1-COMPLEMENTING ACTIVITY 1
Exons: 9
Coding region: 420-1670 (416 amino acids)
Biological process (GO): cell surface receptor signaling pathway
Source: RefSeq, a predicted model, not a curated record